CUCGGGUGCAAAUGCUGUUGUACAGUGAAAGAAAUAUCACUGAAUCACAGAUCAUCAUGUGGAUACAUCUAGUAUGCCUGUCUGUUGUAUGAAGAUUCAGCAUUUUGUUAGAAGCAGCAAAAUAAUCCGAUAGCACUGCGAUAUGAAUGAUUAUGCGUCCAAGCGACUGAACUGAGCAAACAGAUAAGAUGAUGCAGAUGGAGAGGACUUAGUCUUGGCCUGGUUUAACCCAGCGGGGAACAGCACGCUCCGGGUUUAUCUCCAGCAUGGAUCCACUUGACAAGCCUAGAAUCGAGAACUUAAUCUUCUAUCUUACAGUGCCACUGUCUUCAAUCAUCAUCCUGGCAAACCUCUUCAUCAUAGUGGGCAUAGCCUGCAACCGUCAGCUACACAACACUCCCAACUACUUUUUCCUGAGCCUGCUGGUGGCUGAUCUUUUCACAGGGAUCGCCCUGCCGUUUAUUCCUCGCAUGUCGCUUGACCGCAAGCUAGAUUUCAAGAAUUGCUUGCUGAUCUACAUAUUACCCAACUUUUUGUUUCUGUCUUUCCUCUUUAAUCUAGUCAUGGUGCAUUAUGAGCGCUACCUGUGCAUAGUCAGUCCACUGCACCACAGUCAGUUUUGGGUCCAUCGCUGCUUUCCCAUGGCUUUGUUAAUCGUUUGGAUCCCACCAUUGCUUUACGCAUCACUUCCUGCGUUUGGCUGGAAUAACUGGGUGGAGCCUAAUGCAAACAAGAGCUCGGACUUAAACGAGACAGUUGGGAACUACACCGGAGGGAAUGAGGUUUGCUCCUACAAGCAGGUGUUUCCCGAAACGUUUAUUUAUUUGGAAGUGUAUGGAUUGGUGCUUCCGGCCAUGCUGUCCAUCGCAGGCAUGACGGGCCGGGUGUUGUAUAUAGCACGCAAGCAAGUGAAAAACAUUUGUAAGCUUCAGCGUGCCGUCGACCGUCUACAGCAGCAGUCGGACCAUGAGCAACAGCUCAACAUGCGUUACGCCAAAUGCGUGGCCGCCGUGUCUCUCACGUUCCUGGUCUGCUGGGUGCCGUACAUCAUUUACCAGCUGAUAGCUAUGACGGCCCUGCAGAGCGGUGUAAGCUCGUCCAGCUCUACUUUAUACAUUAUCAUGUCCUGUACAGGCAUCGGCGGCAUGACCGUCAUUCCAAUGAUACUGGGGCUGGCCAACAAGCAGUACACAGAGCCCAUCAGCAGACUUAUGUGUAAGCUGAGAAACCGCAACAGAGCUGGACAAAACAGCAGAGAUAUUGCACUUUGAAGAGUUAAUGUUUCAAUUGAAUGUGUAUUUGACUGUUAACUCAGCAGUCCUUUUGUGAAUGAAAUGUUUCAUAAAAUAUAAGAACAAAACACUUUUUAUGCCGUCCAGUUGUCUGUCUGUCUGUAUGCCUGCCUGCCAGUCUGUCUAUCUACUGUCUGUCUGUCAGUCAGUCAGUCAGUCGGUCUGUGUGUGUGUGUGUGUGUGUGUGUGUGUGUGUGUGUGUGUGUGUGUGUGUGUGUGUGUGUGUGUGUGUGUGUGUGUGUGUGUGUGUGUGUGUGUGUGUGUGUGUGUGUCUGUCUGUCUGUCUGUCUGUCUGUCUAUCUAAUAUGUCUGUCUGUCUGUCUGUAUACCUUUCUGCCAGUCUGUCUGUCUAAUGUUUGUCUGUCUGUCAAUCAGUCAGUUGUCUGUGUGUGUGUGUGUGUGUGUGUGUGUGUGUGUGUGUGUGUGUGUGUGUGUGUGUGUGUGUGUGUGUGUGUGUGUGUGUGUGUCUGUCUGUCUGUCUGUCUGUCUGUCUGUCUGUC
This is a messenger RNA of Paramisgurnus dabryanus, 1792 nucleotides long. RefSeq names its product G protein-coupled bile acid receptor 1 (gene gpbar1). Gene Ontology annotation, molecular function: G protein-coupled receptor activity. The record is from RefSeq and is a predicted model, not a curated record. Gene Ontology annotation, biological process: G protein-coupled receptor signaling pathway. Lineage: Eukaryota; Metazoa; Chordata; Actinopteri; Cypriniformes; Cobitidae. Gene Ontology annotation, cellular component: membrane.